GUCAGUCUUCCGAACACACACCAGCGCCACUUUUAAUCUUACUCUCCACACACACUGUUCCACAUAACGUUCAGUUGCAAUGCCAAAGUUUAUAUCUGAGGUUGACGUUGAAGCCCGAAAAAAGAUUCAGGAGGAUGAAGGUAUAGUCGAAGCUCCAUACGAUGCUAGGUCUCUAUAUGAAAGACUGCAGGCUGAAAAGGAUAGAAAGCAAGAGGAGUAUGAAGCAACUAAUGCUCUGAAAAACCGUAUUCAUCGUCUGGAUGAGGAUGAAGUCGAUUAUCUACAAACGUUAUCUGCUAAACAGUACAAAGCCGAUUUGGAGAAGGAGGAAGAAAUCGCCGAAUUAGUAAAAGAAGCAAAAACUCAGGCAAAUCGACCAGUUCAUGUUUCGUCUACAAAUACUACUACAUCUGGUUUGAGCGCAAAGUCUUUUUAUAAUAAAGGAGGUUCAAGUCAACGAGCUCUCAUGGCUAGUGCUGUUAAACGGAAUUCUAGCUUGGACAUAAUUGGCCCACUGUCAAAGCGAGCAAACACAAGGACAUCUACUUCAAAUGAUCCUUUGGCAAAAUUGUGUACGGAUGAAUCAAAUUAUCGUGGUAUAUCUAAGCACUUGAAUAGACCUCUCGACAUACUACCAGGAUUGAGCGAUUAUUCAGAUUCAGAUUCUGAGAAGUCAACAGAUUCCACUAGUGACGACUCAACAGAUAUAGAAGAUUCCGUUUGUACAUUACAACAAAUAGCGUGUACAAGAAUGCUUUAUACUAAAACUGAAGGUUCCACAGGCAAUGGAAGUGUAUGAGUGAUGCUAUUUUUUGAUGUACCUACGGGCUUGUGCUUUUAUCCUCUUUCUGGAUAUCAUCUACUGUUUGUGUCACAAGAACCUACUUAUUAGUUGACUUAAAUAAACAGACUAAUUUGUGUAUCAGUAAGCAGUUACUUAAUUGAAUAAUUUUUGCACAUAGUCAUAUUUGGAACUCCGUACUGCUAUUCCUCUUGGCAUUGGUCAUCACUCAUGCUUUCAUGAUGUAAUUAUUAGCAUCCGUGUCUAAAUAUGUGAAUUGAAACUAAAGGCUCGUGAAUUUCUGAUAAAUGUCACAAUUGUUUCUAUUACAACUUGAGUCAUAUUCACUAGUGGUCUGUUUGAGAAUAAUUGUUUUAGUUGCUAAUGACAAAUAGUGGUUUGGGCUCGAUCUUAAACAUACUGUGAUACAAGAUAAAAGAAAUAUAUUAAUAUUAUGAGAUCAUUAAUGUGUUCAUUUCUCCUCUGCUAUUCAUCUGAAUCCCCGAAAUAAAAGGAGUAUUCCUGAAUUGUGGUAGUUCAGUAGUCAGAUUACAUGUAAUCAGCAUUCUUGCUUAAUACAAUUAGUGAACAAAGAAUAUUCUUUCAAUAAAUUCCUCAGUCUCUGCUGUUAUAUA
This is a messenger RNA of Trichobilharzia szidati, 1416 nucleotides long. The record is from the annotation of a GenBank genome assembly. Lineage: Eukaryota; Metazoa; Platyhelminthes; Trematoda; Strigeidida; Schistosomatidae.